Messenger RNA from Salvia splendens (bonfire salvia), 786 nucleotides. RefSeq names its product HMG1/2-like protein. NCBI's taxonomy places the organism in Eukaryota, Viridiplantae, Streptophyta, Magnoliopsida, Lamiales, Lamiaceae. Bases 164 to 580 code for a protein of 138 amino acids. The record is from RefSeq and is a predicted model, not a curated record. The transcript is spliced from 8 exons.
AAAAAUAUCCAAUAUUACACUUCACCCCCUCCCCUUAUAAUAUCUACACAAUCCUUCUUUUGUCUCUAAAUCCAACACCCUUGUUUCCCUCUCGGCCUCCACUCUCUCUUCAAAGUAAAGCCCUAGCCCUAGCCCUAGCUCGCUGCUUUCUCAGUGCAUCAUCAUGAAAGGAGGAAAAACGAGAGCUGUUUCGAAGAAGUCUGAGAGCAAGCUUGGUGUGAAGAUGACAAAGAAGGAGAAAAAAGCUGCAAAGGAUCCAAACAAGCCAAAAAGGCCCCCAAGUGCUUUCUUUGUUUUCAUGGAAGAUUUUAGGAAGCAAUACAAAGAAAAACACCCUAGCAACAAAUCCGUUGCUGCUGUUGGCAAAGCUGGUGGUGAUAAGUGGAAGUCAUUGACUGAGGGGGAAAAGGCCCCUUAUGUGGCAGAAGCAGAGAAGCGCAAAGAAGCAUAUGAACGAAACAUGGAAGCCUACAACAGAAAAUUGGCUGGAGGUGCUGAUGAUGAUUCUGACAAGUCUAAGUCAGAAGUAAAUGAUGAAGAUGAGGAAGGCAGUGGUGGCGAGGAGGAAGAUGAUGAUUGAACUGGGAUGGCGAAUACUGUGACAAGACUGACAUUGAGAUUACUAAUGUACGUGGGAUGUUUUUCUCGAUAUGGUUAGGCGGCUGUUUUAUAUGAUGACAUGAAUUAGUAGUUAAUAUCAUGGUAUUACUAUCUCUAACUUUUGAGACUAUGUAUGCUUAUUAUGGUAGAUCUUAAUGAGAAGCUUAGAUUGCUCAGUUGUCCUUA